Oryza sativa Japonica Group (Japanese rice) is the source of this 1430-nucleotide messenger RNA. The record is from RefSeq and is a predicted model, not a curated record. Lineage: Eukaryota; Viridiplantae; Streptophyta; Magnoliopsida; Poales; Poaceae.
CGAAGCAAUUCUGAUGCUCCUUUUAUCCUUUUCCUUCCCCUUUUCUUGAUCUGAAUUUAGCCUGUUUUUCCUUUCCAAUCAUCGGUCUUUUAUUUGAGCUAGAUUUCCCAGUUCCUUAUAUCUUUGGCCUUCUGUUGGCGCCUUUGUCGAUCAGCUCUUCUCUGUUCUUAAGUUCUUGGCUUUCUUCUCCGAUACCCUUUGAUUUUUCCCUGAAAAUAUUUGCAGUGUGUUCCCAACAGCAUGAUCAACCUGUUUCAGUUAAGGGUAGACAGAGCAUGAUCUUUCGUUUCCCCUUUCUUUAACAGUCAGAUUUUCAGUCCAAAACCGGAGAAUUAUAUAUUAGAAGUCCACCACCUUUGGUUUCUUCUGUAAAGAAAUUUACCGUUCUCCUAAAGAAAGAGAGAAAUUUUACCUUUCUUUUUCAUUGGAUCACAAGCUAACUCAAGCGAGCUGAAUAAUAUAUUACUGAAGAUUUGAAUUGUGCCAAAUUCGGUCAUCUUUAGUGCUAUUGCAAGAAUUGGUGAAAGAAAGGUGCUCUUGGAGGGUUCUUGGAGCAGUACAAUGUUGGCCAAAAGAUUGAAAAGAUGCAGCAUUCUUCUGUUCGCCUUUCUCCUCGCAGACGCAUCCGGGAGUCUUCUUGAGAGCAGCGGCGGCCAGGCCGAGGCGAUCGGUCCACAGAUCUCCCCGGCGACAGAGGGCGAGGGCAAGAGGCGGUCGCUGGCGACGGGGAUGUUCUGCGUGGCGCUGCCGAACGCGGACCCGACGGCGCUGCAGGAAGGGCUGAACUGGGCCUGCGGCCAGGGCCACGCCAACUGCGCGGCGAUCCAGCCGGGGGGCCCGUGCUACAAGGCGAACAACCUGCCGGCGUUGGCCUCCUACGCCUACAACGACUACUACCAGCGCAACUCCGGCGCCGGCGCCACCUGCAGCUUCAACGGCACCGCCACCACCACCGCCACCGACCCCAGUUCAGGGCAAUGCGUCUUCUCAGGAAGCUCCAUGGCCGGAGGCACCACGCCGGCGGCGAACGCGCCGUCCGCCGUCGGCCCGUUCACGCCGGGGUUCGGCAACGGGUCGUCGCCGACGUUCCCGGGGACGGGGAGCCCCGGCGGCGCGCUGACCCCCUUCGACGCCGCCGACAGCGUCAUGUCCGGCGCUCGCCGGGCGCUCUGCGCGCUGCUGCUGGCGUCGCCGAUCUUCCUCUCCCUCGUUCUCUGAUCAGCAGUUCAGCACUAGUUGGAGUUUGUCCAUGUAAAUUAUGCAUAUGGCAUUAUGUCAUUCGUUAUAAAUUCACUCACCAGAGAGAGUCAGUGACGACUCAGGAGUCAGAGUCACCUUGACAUGUUUUAUUCCCGAGUAAAUGACCAGUGUUUAUAUGUCAGAUGUCAGAUUGGAUCAUGAAAUUAUUUUAUUUAGACCAUUUUGUGGAA